Molecule: messenger RNA, 2963 nt
Organism: Ostrea edulis (European flat oyster)
Lineage: Eukaryota; Metazoa; Mollusca; Bivalvia; Ostreida; Ostreidae
Exons: 2
Coding region: 222-2396 (724 amino acids)
Source: RefSeq, a predicted model, not a curated record
AGUAACGUUUUAUAUUCAUCUAUCUAUUUUUGUUUCAUUUCUUUCUUAUUCAUGCGUUAUAAUACGAAGAGUUUAUACAUGCUAUUAGUUUGGGAUUAUUGAGAAUGGUUACUUUUUCACAACAGAACGUGAGGAAAACUGAACAUUGGGGUAGCAAAGCACCUUGAUUUAUUAUAUCUCGAAUCAUUCAAAUCCGAUGAAGGAAAAACGACACCAAGCCAAUGAAGGGAUUGAUAGAAGACAGGUGUAUUCAACGAAGGACACAUAUUUCGCAUAUUUUAUCCAUGGAUCUCUUCCAUUUCAUUAUAAAAGUCAUGUUCCAAUUAUUUGUCGCCUUAAUACUGGCUUUAUGGUCACUAUAUGACAAUGUUGUGAGACCUUAUUUUGCCUGCAUCAGCAUAAUGUUAUCAUUCUCAGUGCUGUAUGACAUUGUGCCUUUAUUAAUCUCAUUAACCCUUUAUACGAUUAAAACGAGUACAUGGGCCAGAUAUUUGGAUUGCAUCAAUGCCAUACUGCGCUCCGUGGACAUACUUUCACCGUUUGGAUAUAUAUUUCGUAGAUUUAUUCAGGGAUUUUUAAGACUACUUCACCGAUGCGUCAUUAUUUAUGUGUUAUGGAGUGUUGCUUUGUCUAUAUUGUGCUUUACCAUGUCGGAAUCUUUUGCUGCACAAUAUGAAAACUUUUUCGCUUCGAACUUUUUAUAUAAUGAUUCGUUACGGACAUCAAACAUACCACUUUCAAAGGAAGCACGUGAGAAUACAGCAUGUAUAAUGACACGAACAUUGGAUGCAUCUGCUCUUAAAACAGAUAAUAAUUUGAUAUAUAGAAAGGACGAACUAUCCAACUGUGACAUCACAGAUAUUGACAACACAACAAUACAGAACGUACGAGUGCAAUUUAAAUCUCCGGGUGAAUUUGCAAAAUUGAACUGCGCCAUAUAUAUACCAUCUGCCAAUUUUCUAUUUGGAUUGAAAGUGGAAUGGAAAAAAAAUAACAAAAUAAUACAUGCUGAUAACCAAACGAUAAAAAUAAAGACGAAUAUUUCAAAUGAAAUUGUGGAAAGUUCCUUAAUCAUAUCAUUUAUAAGAGAAGAAGAUUAUGGGAUGUACAAGUGUCAAAUAAAGCGAAAAAUACGUUCUGGUCAAUAUUAUAGAAAUGGAAUCCAAACAAUACCCCCAAGGCUGCGAACUGUGACCUAUACCAAUCUUUAUAGUAAACAUAUAUUGAAAAGAUACUCAGGAAUUCAGGAUGUGAUAUUUGUGCCACUGGGUAAUAAGCUACAGAUAAUUUGGAUCCCGCUGUCCUUUGGAAUUGACAAAGAGAAUAUCACACAAACAUACUUUAUAAAUGGAGAAGAAACUUCCAUCAUAAAAAAGGGAAAGGGUCAAUGUCAUGGUUGUUCCUUUGUAAUAAGCGUAUUUUGCAUCUGUGGUUAUCUAAGAGAUUGGUUUGAAAUACACUUGAGAUGCUCGUUGUGGGAUGUUGUAUUCAAUCUCCCAGGGAAAACAGUUUCGGGGUUUUCAAUGUGUGCGGAUACUACUGUUUAUGGUGUUCACACAAUUGAAUACAAGCGUCUGCUGUACGACAAGGAAAAUAAAACAUUAAUCAAUGUGACAGUGCGACACCCCGAUACAAUUAUAGUUCUUCCAGAUCAUCCGUAUUUGACUGAGAUGGACAACCAUUCUAAAUUUGAAAAAGUAAACAAGUUGAUGCGUCAAUUAAUGUCUGGUGACCUGAUGAAAGAAAAGUUUCAAGACGAAUCUCACGUCCUUUCUCAAAUUACACGAUAUUAUAUUGAAACGAUCGCUUUUUUCAUAACUCCAUUGGUUUUAUAUGGUGUUUUCGUUUAUGGAAACAAAAUAGGCUCAAUCUGUCUGUAUACUUUAGAAUUGAUCAGGAAACCCUACAGAUACACGUGUUAUAUAUUUUGUUGUGAUGAAGAUAAAGAAUACGUCACGAGUCAGCUGUACAAUAAGCUGUUGGAGGACAACAUCAACGCGGGCAUCAUACUUAAUAAUUGUGAGUUGAAUAAUCCAGGGAGAAACAAUUUCGAAAUUACAGCUGACAUUAUUGAGAAUUCGUUUUGUUUGAUAUUCUUCGUAACGCCUGCAUAUUUAGAAGAUAUAUAUUGUAGAAAUUACCAUUUGAUCCCCGUUAUGGAAAAUAUGAAAACGGGAAACAUAUUUGCAAACAACGUGCUAUGUAUCAUGAAUGAAAAUGCAGUUUUUCCAAAUGACAUAUCUUUGAACAUACCUACCGUAUUAAAAGUAGCAUGGGAAACAUCCAAUCAAACAUAUGGAAUUGUAAAACGUUGGUUACCAAAGGAGAUUGUUCGAUUUCCGGGGACACGUUUUAUUGAAAGUUUCUCUUUGGAGGUGAGGAAGAAAAUUUCUUAAACUGCAAAUUCGCCCUCACCUCCGACCAUAUUCAGAAUUUUAACAUUGACAAAUUCUAUCAUUUCAUGCUUUCCCCUUUAUUUUAUUUUUUGGUCCAUGCUUAUACAAAUCAAUGUCGAAUGUAGAUACGUAUCUUCAUCGGUUAAAACAUAAUCAUUCAAUCAAUAAAUUGAUAUGCUGUGAAAGGCAUUGAAACCAUCUUAAACACACAAUACCGGAACCACGUGUAAUAAUACCUUUGAUAUGACUUAUCAAGUUUGUGCUUUAGUUAUAUACUAUAGCAUAACAAUAGGAAAUAACAAAAGAAACACAGUUGCUGGUGUAUCAUUUGUUUUUCUUAAUAAUGAGAUUGGCUUACACUGUACAUGCAAAACCCGGGAACUCCUUCCUUUAGUGUUACAAGAAUUGUGCAAUUUGAUCUCUAUCUUUUACUACAUUGACAAAAUGCUGUAUUUGACCUUUAGUUUUCAAAUUUGCUAUCUUUCUAGUUCGUUCUCGUUAUUAGUAGAUGACAAAGUAUUUACAAAGCACUAUCAUUUUCAAUAAAUGUGGCUUCAAUAUGGUGUU